CCAGACCGGUUCUCUAGCGAUAGAGGUAGAAAGAGUGCUUUCACUUUCUUCUAAUAAAACUGGUUCUGACUAAUUGUUGAGGAUAAGCUUCCUGGUGGGGGAAAAUACGAAGUGGUUAAAAGUUGCAUCAGUUUGCCGCCAUAUUGCGCGUGAACGCAUAUCCGGCGGAAGUGGGACAAUACAUAUCGCAAAGCCCUGGGUACGAAAUCUUCGAAGAUAUCAAUGCGCAUGUUUACACGUCAGAAAAUCCAAGAUGGCGUUCACAUUCUACAGUUUACUCGAAGCCUGUCUUUUAGUGGUAAAUGCUGUUGCAGUGCUUCACGAGGAGCGAUUUCUGGCGAAAAUUGGAUGGGGUACGGACCAGCUCUCAGGAUUUGGAGACGAAAGAGGAACAAAACACCAAGUUAUUAAUCUCAUACAUUCAGUCAGGACUGUUAUGAGAAUACCUCUUAUUUUGCUUAACUCACUUACAAUACUUUUAUUACUACUGAUGGGAUGAUCUUACAUGGUACAACACGUCUUGAAAUACUUGGACUUCGGAGUUGCUGAAGAAAUCAGUGGGGCAUUGAAUCAGAGUAUUUUCGAAAGAAAAGAAAACUUCUUCGAGUGAAUUCACUUUUCUGAGGAUAAGGACUAAUUGAAUUGUCUACCUUGUUUUAUGGAACCUAAUAUCAACCAGUAUAGAGUAGGUAACUGCAAAGCGAUGGAGUUUUCAAAAAUUAUUUUUUCCAAGUACCUUGAUAAGAACAUUACUAUACUAUCUUGUGCUCUUAUGAUAUUAAAUUGCUAGUCAGAAUGUUCACAUAUUUAUGGCAGCAUUAACUCAAUGCGGUCUGAUAUCUAAUAGCUUUUUUUAAAAUAAUUAAAAAAAUAUAUUAUGGCAUGUAUAUUGUGCAUUUUGGCAGAUUACUAGAAGUAAAAAGUGUUCUUUACACUACCAACUGUUA
Messenger RNA from Pocillopora damicornis (cauliflower coral), 947 nucleotides. RefSeq names its product immediate early response 3-interacting protein 1. Gene Ontology annotation, cellular component: endoplasmic reticulum membrane; Golgi membrane; COPII-coated ER to Golgi transport vesicle. Lineage: Eukaryota; Metazoa; Cnidaria; Anthozoa; Scleractinia; Pocilloporidae. Gene Ontology annotation, biological process: endoplasmic reticulum to Golgi vesicle-mediated transport. The record is from RefSeq and is a predicted model, not a curated record.